Molecule: messenger RNA, 1515 nt
Organism: Lolium rigidum
Lineage: Eukaryota; Viridiplantae; Streptophyta; Magnoliopsida; Poales; Poaceae
Product: desmethyl-deoxy-podophyllotoxin synthase-like
Exons: 2
Coding region: 1-1515 (504 amino acids)
Molecular function (GO): iron ion binding; oxidoreductase activity, acting on paired donors, with incorporation or reduction of molecular oxygen; monooxygenase activity
Source: RefSeq, a predicted model, not a curated record
AUGGCGUCGCUGUCGCUCUACCUGCUCCUUCUCCUAGUUCUGGCCAUCGUCCCCUUGCUCUGCCUAAAUCGACGACGAUGGCGCCGAGCACCGGGGCAGCUGUUGCUUCCUCCGUCUCCGUGGGCCCUCCCGUUGGUGGGCCACAUGCACCACCUCGCAUGGGACCUGCCGCACCGCGCAAUGCGUGACAUCGCUCGGCGCCACGGCCCGCUCGUGCUGCUCCGCCUCGGCGCGCUCCCCGUCGUUGUUGCUUCCUCCGCGGAGGCCGCGCGGGAGGUCAUGGUGGCGCGCGACGUCGACUUCGCCAACCGCCCCAUGAGCCGCAUGGUCCGGCUUGUCCUCCCCGAGGGCGCUGAGGGGAUCAUCUUCGCGCCCUACGGCGACGAGUGGAGGCAGCUCCGCAAGAUCUGCACCGUCGAGCUGCUGAGCGCCCGGCGUGUCCAGUCAUUCCGCUCCGUGCGUGAGGAGGAGGCCGGCCGGCUGCUCCGGGCAGUGGCGUCCUCCUCUCCGACGCCUGUGAACCUCAGCGGGUUGCUGUCGGCGUACGCCGCUGACUCGUCGGUGCGCGCCAUCAUUGGGAGCAAGUUCAAGGAGCGGGACAAGUUCCUCACCCUGUUGGAGCGCGGGAUGAAGCUGUUCGCGAAGAUGAGCUUGCCGGACCUCUACCCAUCGUCGCGCCUGGCGAUGCUCAUCAGCCGGAUGCCCCGCCGGAUGAGGCGGCACAGCGAGGAAGCGGCGGCGUUCACGGACGCAGUCGUCCGAGAGCACCAGCAGAACCGCGCCGCCGCCGACGACGAUGGGGAUGACUUGCUGGACGUGCUCCUGAGGAUCCAGCGGGAAGACGACCUGCAGUUCCCAUUGUCCACUGACAAGAUCAAGUCGGUCGUCGGCGACAUGUUCGCUGGGGGCAGCGACACGGCCGCGACGACGCUGCAGUGGACCAUGGCCGAGCUGGUGAGGAACCCCAAGGUGAUGCGGAAGGCGCAAGACGAGGUCCGACGAGCGCUCCACGGACAGCCCAAGGUAACAGAGGAAUCCCUGGCCGACCUCAACUACAUGCGCCUGGUCAUCAAGGAGGCACUCCGCCUCCACACACCGGCGCCGCUGCUUAUACCGCGGGAGUGCCGCAAGGACAGCCAGGUCCUGGGCUUCCACGUGCCCAAGGGAACCAUGGUGCUCGUCAACGCCUGGGCCAUUAGCAGGGACCCCGCACACUGGGACGCGGCUGAGGAGUUCGUCCCGGAGAGGUUCCAGGGCGGCGAGGUCGACUUCAAGGGCGCGGACAUGGAGUACACCCCGUUCGGAGCCGGCCGACGGAUGUGCCCUGGGAUGUCGUUCGGCCUGGCCAAUGUGGAGCUCGCGCUCGCCGGACUGCUGUACCAUUUCGAUUGGGAGCUUCCUGGACGGGCGGACCCCGGGGAGCUUGACAUGACGGAGGAGAUGGGCGUUACCGUGCGGCUGCGCCAUGACCUUCUUCUCGUUCCCGUGGUCCGAGUGCCGGUUCCACUAGAUUAG